Molecule: messenger RNA, 2110 nt
Organism: Mytilus californianus (California mussel)
Lineage: Eukaryota; Metazoa; Mollusca; Bivalvia; Mytilida; Mytilidae
Product: heat shock 70 kDa protein 12A-like
Exons: 6
Coding region: 152-1942 (596 amino acids)
Molecular function (GO): ATP binding; ATP-dependent protein folding chaperone
Source: RefSeq, a predicted model, not a curated record
UGUACUGUAAUACUGUUUUAUAAACCGAAACUAGAUUUUUAUUGUAGAGACAGCUAUAGAUCAAUUAAAAUGGUCAGCUAACACUCAGUCAUAUUUUAUCAGAGAAUUGAAUUAAAUUCGUUUGUUUAUUUGAGAUGAGUGACAAGCGAGGAUGAGUGACAAAGUUGAUAUAAAACAUGACAAGCUGUUUGUCGCAGCUAUAGACUUUGGGACAACCUAUUCUGGAUAUGCCGUUUGCACUCGGGAUGAAUAUACCAAAAAUACAAACAAUCCAAAAAUGAAAGUUCGAGAAUGGAAUGAAGGAUCCUAUAUAACAGAUAAAGCCCCAACAUGUGUUCUGUUUAAUCCAGAUAAAGAAUUAGACAGUUUUGGGUAUGACGCAAUGACUAAAUUUCGGACAAACCCAAACAGUAUGGAUUUCAGGAAAUGGUACUACUUUGAACAUUUCAAAAUGAUGCUAUUCAAAGAAAAGGACAUGUUGACUAAGGAAACUAUGCUGGAAGAAUCACUGGAGGUCAAAAACCCAGAAAUGAAGAAGAAAAUGAAAGCAGUUGAUGUUUUUGCUGCUGUCAUAAAAUAUUUCAAAAAAGAUCUCGUGCAGUCUAAAAACCAACAAGGAACCGUGUUUACAGACGCCGAUAUACAGUGGGUGAUUACAGUUCCCGCCAUCUGGGAUCUUAAAGCGAAACAGUUUAUGCGUGAUGCAGCAGAACAGGCUGGUAUAUUACGUGAUAAUUUGACCUUAGCAUUGGAACCAGAAGCUGCCUCAUUGUACUGUCGUAAAGUACCGGUCAGUAUUAAAGAGGAGGAUGAUGGCGGUAAAGUUAUUGCAGCAAUGGAUGUUGGGUCAAAAUAUGUUGUCCUUGAUCAAGGCGGAGGAACAACUGAUAUAGCAGUACACGAGGUUACUGGGAGGAAUACAUUAAAAGAAAUUCAUCAAGCGUGCGGGGGACACUGGGGUGGAAUCACAGUCAAUGGCGAGUUUUACAACUUUUUGAUAAGACUUCUUGGUGGGGACGUUAUUAAUGAAGUAAAGAAUAAUAAUCCUUCCGAUUAUUACCAAUUACUUUAUAAUUUUGAGCACACAAAGACCUCUUUUACUGAUGAACACUCGAAACAUCCAAAUGACAAGCAAACUUUGCGAGUACCAUAUUCAUGGUUGCAGCAUUUCAAAAUCAUUACAGACUGCGAGCUAGAAGAAACUGUCAAACAAAGCACGUAUAAAGGGAAAAUAACAAUAAGUAGGGAUAAACUGAGGAUAAAAAAUGAACUUUUCAGAACAUUUUUUGAUUAUUCUCUUCAACACAUUGUUGAAAAAAUGGAAGAAUUACUAAAGAAAAAACAACUGGAAGGAGUUGAGACAAUCUUAAUUGUUGGUGGCCAUUCCAACUCUACAGUUCUUACAAAUGCAAUCUACAAAAAUUUUGGAAACAAGUACGGUAUUGUUAUUCCGAAAAAUCCUGAUAUCGCAGUGAUGAAAGGCGCAGUUUUAUUUGGAUUCAAUCCAGAAAUGAUAACAAGUCGAGUUUCACAAUAUACUUACGGUAUAGCCAUGCAACGACCUUUCACCCCCGGCGUCGACCCCGAAUCCAAGAAAAAAUAUUUGAUAAAUGGUCUUGUCGACAAUGUGUUUGAUAAACAUGUUGAAGUUGGUCAAGUCGUUAAUAUUGGAGAAUUUUUACCGGAACAUGAUUAUGUUCCAGCUGGUAGAGAGUAUAAAGGAGUUCAUUUUGAGUUCUAUGCAACCCAAAAGAAGAAUCCUAAAUAUGUGACCGACGACGGAUGUAGUUGUAUUGGGGUGCUUUACUUUGAGUUGACCGAUAUUUCAAAAAGAAAAGACAUGACACUAAAACUAAAUGUGAGUGGAACGGAAAUUGUUGCGAUCAUAACCGAAAAAUCAACGGGAAAACAAAGUAACGGAUAUUUCAGUCUACUCGAUUAGUUUUAUCUGGCAUGCAGACAAUGUGAUAAACGUGAUACAAUCAUACAAUAUUAACUUUACCUUUUAAUACCCUUUUUAGGUCUUUAUUAUUUAUAACCCUUUUCGCUCUCAAGUGUUCAUCUAAUACAUUAUCUUGCAGAAUGAAUCUGAAUAAAUCUAUAAACAUAA